AUGGAGAACAAACAACUGCUGCAGGAACCCGACGAAGGGAGCUUCUACACCGUUCACGAAACUAACGUGCACGAUGAAAAUGAGAAUAAGCAGAGUGAUGAAAUGGGAAGUUUGCAGGGUGAUGAAAUGGGAAGUUUGCAGCGUGAUGAAAUGGGAAGUAUGCAGGGUGAGAUGCAGUCGAAUGUAGGGGUAGAGAAGACAGAAAAGCUAAAGUUGCAGCUAUCCGAAUGCCAAUUUGUGGAGUUAGACACACCGGGGGGUCCAGGAGGUCUGAUCGAUGCGAGUGACAUGAUGGGUGAGAAGGAGGUGUUUUUUCUGGGCAGCUCGGCCACAUGUGCUGGGAGAAGUGCCGACGAGGGGGGCAGCGAUCGGGACGAUGGUUGCCACGUGGGUACCAUAUCGGCAGACAGAAGUGUGAAAGAUGGCCAGCGGAGCGACCAGAAUUGUUCUACGCCUAAUGGUUGUACCCCUAGUGGUUCCACCCCUAAUGGUUCCACCCCUAACUGUAGCAACAUCAAAGCGGACUGUUACGUAAGGGCUGGUGAGUCGACUUACCUGAGCAGUUCAGGCGAAGAAGUGACGAAGCAUGGUAAAGUAAAUCUCGCGUAUGUGAAUGGUAGAGAGGAUAGCCAUCACAAGUCGAAGGCAGUGACAGCAGAUCAAUCUAACGAUAAAACAGGGGAUGAUAUACACACCAUCAGUUUCGAUCACGAGGGAAGUUGUCAUCUCAGUGUCAGUCCCAGACUCAGGAAGAGUUCCCUCCCCUAUCGCAGUGACCUACUGAAUGGAAGCGGCACAAAAAAUGGGCCCCAAAGGAGCCUAUCGAGUAGCAGUCUUAACUGGGAGAAAAUGGCCUUCACAUGCGAAGGAGGAAACUCCUAUGAGGGGAACGUACCCCUGCACCAGCGUAACAAGGGAGAUGAUUGCAAAAGCGUUUGUAGUAACCGAGCGGGGGAGAGUGCCAAUCGUGGUGCCAGUGGACAGGUCACUAUAUUGACCAGCUUGGAAAAGACCGAGGCAAAUGUGAAGUUCCUACAUGGGGGAGAAAUUAUUGACACGGAGGGAGUGGUGUCUGUGGAAAGGUCGCUCCCAAAUGACGAGCCUUCAAAGGACAUGCACCGCACGUUAGAAGGUGGAGAAAAGCUCCUCGAUGGCGAUAAGCGAGUGCAGAUGAUGAUUGCUCGAAGGAAGAGCAAUGACCGCCAAGGAGGAAUCCACAGCGAGGGCAACCGCAACUGCAGCGGCAGCCACGAUUGUGGAGAAGCGCUUGGGUAUGGGUUCUCGCAGGGCUCAAACAGCGUAUUGAACGUAAAAAAAAACAGGAAAGAAGGCAUCAUCAAUAGCUUCCCCUUCAGUGCGUAUGAUCCCAAUUGGGGGACAGAAAAACGCAAAGUCGACAUGUGUGAUGAAGGGGCAGAAGGCUUUCUAAAUUAUCACUACAUGAACAUGCAAUGGGGGGGAAAGAAACUUAUCGGAAUGAGUAAUCACGCAGCGUGUCGUAGUUCCGUGGGAGAGCAUCCGGAUGGUGGACACUUCGAGGGGGCCGAAAGGUAUGACGCCAAUUGUAUAGUGCGUAGACAACCAUGUGGGGGCGGCGAAAGCACUAGUGUGUUUGCGCAUGACGGGGUCAACAACGAAGCGCAUGCAGGAAUAUACAGUCGGGGGGGAGAGGAGACCCAUAUGGCAGAAGGAAAUAGACACUCGUCCGUCAUAAGAACGGAUAAAGAAACGACCAGUAGCAACCAUGUACUCUUUGGCAGUGGCAAGAUGCAGCUUAAUGAAUACAAUUGUGUGAGUAACCUAAGGGGGAAGAAAUCCUCAAAUAAUUUCAGUAGUUUGGUGAAGACUCACGGGGGAGACUCGUUCAGUGUGAUGGCACCCCCUGUGGGUAACUCAGCUCAGAAUGACUCCUAUGAGUGUAACGAUUUGAUGUUCACAAAAGGGGAGUUGGAAGAAGCGGCGUACUUAAAAUUUGAAGGGGAGUUCGAGGAUGAUUUCUUUUUUGAGGAAGUCCUGAGUGGGAUUGGCCCCGGUGCAGCGCUCGAAGGGGCGGGUGCCACGAUGGGCGGUGAAGAGUGCAGUGAAGGGUGCGGUGAAGACCGCGGCGAAGGAUGCGGAGAAGGAUGUCGUGAAGGCCGCGGCGAAGGAUGCGGAGAAGACUGUGCAGAGGACAGUCACGCCGAGAAGGAAGAUGACAAAUGUAACGUAAUCUACAGCAACAGCGGCACAACCAACGUGAGCUGCAAUGCGCUGGAAAGCAAUCAGGUGGGCAAGUGUAACGAACAAGCGGCCAACCUGGUGAUAGAAAAUGGGACCUUUAAGGACAGCACAGAAAUGGCACUGACCAGAGGAGGAGAAGAAGUGGAAGGGGAGGAAGAAGUGGAAGGGGAGGAAGAAGUGGAAGGGGAGGAAGAAGUGGAAGUAGGAGAAGAAGUGGAAGUAGGAGAAGAAGUGGAAGUAGGAGAAGAAGUGGAAGACGAAGUGGCAGUGGAAGACGAAGGCGACGACGGGGUGCCCCGUGACCCAUGUGGCGACAGCCUUGUGGACGAUGGCUUUAAAUUAUUCAUUAGUAGUGAGGACAUCAACUUUGUAAAUUUAUGCUCUUCCGGUAGGGGUCUAACAAAUGGAGUUGAAAACGGCGUGGGGAACAGUGGAGCUGAUUUCUACUCGGACGAAAGAGACAGAGGUGAUAAAGCCCGUGAUGAUUAUCUACGUGACUCACCUGAUGGUGAUCGGGAAGACGUGGUGAGGAACUUACUGUAUAGUGACUCCUACCUACACAUGAACGAUCUGGAGAACCUAAGCAAGGAACUCUCCAUCCCCAGAACCAAGCCAUUUUUUUCUACCAACUGCUAUAGCACCUGUGCAGGGGAUAGUGGCGACAACGAUUCCUUCAUGGCAUACAUAAAAAAAUUUCUGAAGAAUAACUACCUAAAUGACCACAAGAACUACAUGGAGCUGUAUUACCAGACGGAGGGAGACGGAGGUGCGGGGGGAGCAGCAGACCCAGAGGAGGAGCAGCAGGGCAGCGGAGCGGCAGCGGCAUCGACAUCGGCAGCGAUAGUAGCAGCGGAAGGAGACGCAUCCACAACCCUCCUGGGCACCUUCGCAAAAAAGGAAGCAGAUGCCCCCGUCAGCGUAGAACCAAGUGAUCCCCAUCAAGCAGAUCGGUCCAAUCGGGUAGGCCUCCAAACUGGCCUGGUGAAGAACUUGCUCAAUUGCAAAGACGUCAGUGUGGAUGCCCCCUCAAGUGCGAGCUACCUGAUCGCUUUGCACCCCGCUGGUCGGCAAGGCAAGACCGCCCACACGGGUUCGCAUAUUGGUUCGCAGAUGAAUUCUCAGAUGGGUUCUCAGAUGGGUUCUCAGAUGGGUUCACAGAUGGGUUCACAGAUGAAUUCUCAGAUGGGCUCCCACGUGGGUGCUGACUUCAGCUUCGAUGUGGAUCCCAAGAAUGACGGCGCGAAGGGUGCACUGGGGGAGGGAAUUUCACCCUUGGACGCAGAUCAGAUGAACAGCAUGAAAAAACAUGACGAGGAGGGGGACUACCACCUAGCGAACUUUGCAUGUGGUUCCUGCAUAAGUCACGUCUUCAAGUCCUUGGACCAGACACACAAUGAUGUCCUUACCGCGUAUGCUAGAGGCCGCGUUAAUCCCCACUAUGACGUGAUAAACAUGGCUAACCCGCGCGAGCACAAACGGGAGUAUCUCGAAGACGAAGAAAACGGCCCUCUGCGCGAAGGAGAAAAUUGGGCCAUGGGUCCCGGGACCCAGUACACGGCCAGAACGGAUGGACUGACAGGCGAGGUCCGAAGCGAGGUUCGAGGUGAUGGAAGAUGUGACUUUCGAGCAAACCAGUUUAAAGUUAAGAGCAGCAACGCGGGGAGCUGCUCGAAAGGAGAUAACGUGUACUGCGGGCAACCCCCCUUCCUCAAUCCUUCCACGUUGAAAAAAAAAGAGGAAAUCGAUUCCCUUUCCUCGUCCGACAAAAAAAGAUCCUUGCAAAGGGUGCAGGAUCUGAACCCCGGAGGAGUGAGCUACCCAAAUGGAGCUCACAACGCAGCUCCGAUGGAGGAGUGCCUACCCUACAGUGACAGCUUUACACCUUACCUUCCGAACCAUCCUUAUGGAGACCAAAUGAACAGCAUGGACGGCAAUAUUAAGGCAAACAAAGGAAUGGCUAGCCAUGUAGAUUUUUACGUAGAACCAUGUGGGGUGUAUUCUAUGGCUAGCUGCUACGAUGCUGGCACUUCAUCUGUUAGACAAAGAAACCAUAUAAAGGGAAACAAAGCAGAUGAGAAGAACCCACAUGGAAUUGUUCGUGGGAGAGUAUCGCCAAGUAACCGAGGAGGGGGAGUAAAUGGUGCCAUUGUGACUGAUGGGAUGACUACCCCCCCUUCCAUGGGAACAACAAUAAAUGGGAAUAACUUAAAUGCCUACAUGGCGAACGCGAGAGGUUCCACAGUAACUGCGCCGUCGGCAUCAGCAACUGUGACGCUUAAGUACACGGAGGCACUAACUCGGAACCACGUGGAUGAUGAAAUGAUGAAUUUUAUUUUUAGUGGCGAUGGAAAGGAGAAGGACGCUCUGAAGUCGCACAGCGAUUGGGCCAAGUUCCAGGGGCUCUGUGGCACACCCAGCAUAGCGAACGUGGCUAAUGGAUCCAUCCUGUGCAAUAGCCACUUUGGAGGCAUUCUACCCUCGGACGGGGAAGACCAUGAUGAUAAUAACAGCCUCAAACAGGAGAGCAGUCAACAGAACGAACACAUCCCAUUUGAAAACGAAGGCUUUAAUAACCUCUCCAACUGCGUUAACACCACCGAUAACUACAGCAGCAGAGGUUUAUCCCUCGAUGAAAAGAACUACACAAUGAUGACCUUUCCCAAGGGGGUGGGUGCCAUCCCAAGGAAGAAGGACACAGACCAUAAUACGCAAAUUUUCGGAGGCAUGAAGGCAUCUAACAGUUACAAAAAAGCGUUUGAUCACUCCAGUUUUAUCGGGAAAGGUGGCUCCUCCAGCCAGGAGAAGGCGUACGGCGGUUUGGGCAGCGGCUUGGGCAGCGGCUUGGAUAACAGCUUCGAUAACGGCUUCGAUAACGGCUUGUACAGCAGGAGGCUACAGAGCGUGUACCACUACAGUGCGAGUUGUUCCCCCGACGCGAUGGGCUGCGGCGUUAGCGCUGUUGGAAGCCACGGGUUCAACUCGCUGCAGUUCGUUAACUACCAGAAUGGGGCGGAAAGAGACAGGGAAAGUAAAGCGCACCACGUGCAUUUGGGAGCUCACCUGGGGGUGACUAUUGGCACGCCGCUCAGCACCAGUAUGAACACUCAUCCACACGCGCCGUCUCACCAUCAAACCGUCCGAAAUUGCAACGACCUCAAGGGGAAGAAGUACGCCAAUGGCAAUGUCGGUCCCGUUGGCGAUUUUGGUGGCAGCCUGUUGGGUGCGAACGGUAGGGGAGGGGCGAUGGGCGGAGCGAUAGGCGGACUGAUAGGUGGAGUGACCCCCCCCAACAGCUUUGCCAGUGCAACCCUAAUGAACAGCGCGCAUAUGAUGGAUUACAGCUUCCCCACCAAGGGGAGCCCCACCUCCCGAUGUGUAUUAGACGGCACAACGCUGGAGACACAUAACCUAAACAGCCAAACGAUGAAAUUCAAUAAUGCCCUUUUGUCCGGCUACUUCAGCAACGGCUCCUCCAUGAUGGAGAACAGCGGUGUGCUUUACAAGAACAAAAUGAGCAGCGAUGACGGGAGCUGCAACUUUGUGGAAAAGAUAAAGGGGUAUGAAAAAAUGAAGUCUGAUUCGAAGGUGCAGAAUGACAGUUUUGCAUAUGACGGUGGGAAGGGCAAGGACCAGGUGGGAGGUCCUCACAAGGGAGUCAACGUCGGGGGUGGGAACUGCGGAAACGGCAUUAUUGGCAGCGGAGCGAAUGGCAGUAUUGGUGCGCAUGCGAACAUGCAUGCGAGUAUACACACGAACGUUCAUACGGGUGGUCUUGCAAACGCCCAAUCGAGUAGAGGCAGCAGCGCUAACGGAGAGGGUCACCCCAAGAACAACACCUGCGUGCACUACGAGGAGAAGGAAAAGGUGCUGCCAAAGGAGGCAACAAAAUUUGGGGACAAGCUAAGCACUGUUAAUGGAAAAAAUUUCAACAUAAAGAGUAGCUACCACGUAGCCAAUGAGUCUCUUUCCACGGAUAGUUUCGUUGUCAUUAAAAAGUACACAGCUAAGUACGAGGUGCAGAUUGAUCCCUUCAACGGGUUCGACAUAGCGAAGCGAAUUAUCGGACUUAAGGGAACAAACAUGAAGAAGAUUUGCAUCGACACGGACUGCAAGUUAAGGUUAAGAGGUAGGGGUUCAGGCUACUUAGAAGGGGAGGAGAAAAAAGAAGCCAAUGAAUCGCUGCAUCUGUGUGUGUCCUGCCAAAAGUACGACCACUAUGUACUAGCCAAGAAGCUCAUCGAGCAACUGCUCGUCAAAAUUUAUAUGGACUAUGACACAUGGCUAUACAACCACGGGAAGCCCUACGCGAACUUGAAGCCGAAGACGUAUGAGAAGUUCAUUCCCCUCCUUAAGUUCCACCAGAGCGGCAACGCCAAGCAGCAGAACGUGAACCAGAACUGA
Molecule: messenger RNA, 6621 nt
Organism: Plasmodium cynomolgi strain B
Lineage: Eukaryota; Apicomplexa; Aconoidasida; Haemosporida; Plasmodiidae
Exons: 2
Coding region: 1-6621 (2206 amino acids)
Cellular component (GO): nucleus
Molecular function (GO): RNA binding
Source: RefSeq, a predicted model, not a curated record